UUCCUCGAGCGGAGCUGAGGAAAUGGGAUCGGUGAAGUCGGGAAGGGCGACGGGGGUACUCGGCCGAUCAGGCAGACCUUAGCUAGCCCUAGCGGAGGGCGCUCGGAGGAGCUGCUGUAGCCGGCGCUGCUGGGGGCUCGGUCUGUUGCGCUUGGCCACAUCCCCGAAGAUGAAUGGCUGGGUUUCGAGCAUGUUUUGCCUGUCUGUCAUCCUCUUACUGCUGUUGAGGGGUGCCUUUACCCGGAAGAGCCAGGAUCUCCAUUGUGGAGCAUGUAGGGCCCUGGUAGAUGAACUGGAGUGGGAAAUAGCUCGGGUGGACCCCAAGAAAACCAUCCAGAUGGGUUCCUUCCGCAUCAAUCCAGACGGAAGCCAAUCAGUUUUAGAGGUGCCCUAUGCCCGGUCUGAAGCUCACUUGACAGAAUUGUUGGAGCGUAUUUGUGAGCACAUGAACGAAUAUGGAGAGAAGGUGGAUCCUUCCACUCACCGUAAAAGCUAUGUGAGAGUUAUCUCUCAUGAUGGGACUAAAAUGGACCUUUCUGAGACCAAAUUUGAUGGUGACGUGGCAUCGAGCCUGAAAUUUGCUUGUGAGAGUAUAGCAGAAGAAUAUGAAGAUGAGCUCAUAGAGUUCUUCUCCCAUGAGGCAGAAAACGUCAAAGACCGACUAUGCAGCAAACGAACAGAUCUGUGUGACCAUGCUUUGCAUCUCCCACACGAUGAACUGUGACAUGCACAGGCUUGACUAGUUGGGUGGAUGCCUUGGGGUGAUUUAUCCCUUGUGGAAGACCACCUCCCAGUUUCCAGCUGCUCUUCUUUUCAGCAUCUGUCCGUUUUGCAAAGAACAUUGAACAAUCUAUGAUUGUACUUCUGGAAGAAAAUACAAACUUUAUAUAUUGGUUUUUUAAAAAAAAAGAAAUCAAAAGCAAAUGAA
Messenger RNA from Eublepharis macularius, 928 nucleotides. It is a transcript of the gene CNPY2, whose product is annotated as canopy FGF signaling regulator 2. Bases 170 to 724 code for a protein of 184 amino acids. Gene Ontology annotation, cellular component: endoplasmic reticulum. The transcript is spliced from 6 exons. The record is from RefSeq and is a predicted model, not a curated record. NCBI's taxonomy places the organism in Eukaryota, Metazoa, Chordata, Lepidosauria, Squamata, Eublepharidae.